Messenger RNA from Sycon ciliatum, 1452 nucleotides. RefSeq lists its product as uncharacterized. The transcript is spliced from 5 exons. NCBI's taxonomy places the organism in Eukaryota, Metazoa, Porifera, Calcarea, Leucosolenida, Sycettidae. The coding region runs from base 161 to 1156 and encodes 331 amino acids. The record is from RefSeq and is a predicted model, not a curated record.
ACUCAAUAUCCGCUCAGAUUCAAAUACUGCCUCGAGUACACAUUUAUCGCGAAAGUGACCUGAUUUUGGUUCCUUAUCCCCCAGUGCUAGUGAAGGCGACUCUGAAACUUGCUCCUUUGCCUAAUUGCAGCGUUUAAGGUCUGGAGAAAUCGAUACAACAAUGGCGUCGGCUUAUUCCCCGAAGCUUGUAUGCAGGGCCUUGGUGUUGCUUUUAGCAAGCACCUGUACUCUUGGACAGGAGGGUGUGUACCCGAAUAGCUGCUUGGUUGAAUGGUUGAUUCACGCUGGGGUUUCUCCCACCAAUGCUGUGACCUUCGAGCAAAAUGCUCUUCUGCACCACAAGAAUUUCGCUGAGAUUCUCGACGGGGGGUAUUCACUGUACAAUACCACGCUACUAGCUUCAGAGGCAGAUUCUCAAGCUAUUCACGAUUGCGCCCAGGGCAAUUCAGCAUCCUGUAAUUCGUACCCGGGUCCCUGCUUCAACGGAGGAGACUGCGGUCGGGUCUAUAUUGGCGGGAGAGAAGAGUAUAUCUGCAAAUGCCGCAAUAUUUUUUACGAAGGAGACUACUGUGAAACUGGAACAUUUCCUGCCUAUAGCCUGGAGUUGGAGGAUCUUCAAACGAAGGUGGCAUCAUUGAAGACUGCCUUGGACCUGCAGAAAGACAAGACAAAGUUGCUAGGCACAGGCUGUAACCUGCGGACCGUAGGAUACAAGUAUCAAAGUCAACACAACCUGUUUCAGGAGAAAGACGUCGGACAAGUGGCGUCGAUGACCUUCACUAAGAAACGAAACGACACAGUACUGAAGCUGUCCUAUUCCAGCAGCAUCCGAACACUAGGAGCUCUAGCUGCAACUCGCUGGCACUUCGCAAUCGACGGACAUGAGUGCCGCAAGCCCACACCUAUUGAUAUUGGUAUGUGGCAGGAUACCGCCGACAACACACACGUGCCCGCCGUUCUGACAGGAAUCUGCGAGUCUAUCCUCGGAAACGGAACGAACCUGCCGGCUGGAGAUCACACCAUAUCUGUUCAAGCCGGUCAAAUGAGAAACUUUGCUAUCGCUGAUGCCAUCUCCGGCUGGCACACAACAUCCUUCUUGGAAGUUGAAGAAAUGUGUCCAAGUUCUGCCUUUUACCCUGGGAUGGAGACGGCCUGAGUUUUUAAAAGCUGUGAAAAAGUGCCUCUCUGUCUGCUGAGCUGGUUGUUGCCAGGCCUAGGUUGCUGGCACUUGAGAACUCAAUUGCCGUAGAUCACUCUUACAGUAAAGAAUGCAGAACACGAAAAAAGGACCAAAGAACUACAAGUUACGCUACAAUAUAAACUAACACCACCAGUUACGUAAAGACUGUACGUUAGAUAAUGGAUGGCUGUGCUAGGUUUAUUAAUUACUAGGCUUUCCUAUUGUCUCUCGUUGCUGUCGUUUUUCAUAAUAUUGUGUUGCAUUUGUAUUAC